GUUGAGUUGAUGAUGAUGAUGAUGAUACGAAGUGAAGAUAAAAGGUAAACAGCAGCAGCCAGAAGUAAUACGUAGUAGUAAUAGUCCUUCCAUCUUGGAACUAUAUAUCUAAUUGAAUUUUCUCCAUUCAUCAUCCACCCCUCUUCAAAUUAAGCAUGGCUACUAAGCAGGUGGUGGUCAUGAUUUCAGUACUUGUGUUUGUACUUGUUUUAAGCGCACAAGAAGAAUUAGGAGAGGCUAAAACGCUGGUUGAAUGCAUUGGUCUCUGCCAUCAACAAAAGGCAGAGCAAGGAGACACUGCCUCCACGGAGACAGAAGGUAGUAGUAAUUACGAUUAUGGUGGAUGCCUCGGUGGGUGUUUAGGAAAUGGUGAUCCAAAAUUGUGCUUACAUAAUCUCCAGAAGCAGGCUGGUGUUGAUGAUCAAGGUCAGGGCCACAUACUUGCGGAUGAAAUUCAAAGAUGCCUGGUCUCUUGUGUGGUCGGCCCAACUAAUAAGACCUCAGGAUCUUGCAAAACCCAUUGUGUUGACAAAGCUUAUAAAUCACCUCCUCCGCCAGCCCCAGAUUGCGUGAAUCUUGCCGUAUGAGAUGAAUCAUGAAUAUCAUCACAUUUCCUUCUUAUCAGUGCUUCAAAUUAGUCUUUUUCUUUUUCCAGCAUUUUGACUUUAAAAAAACAGGGUGGAUGUACCCCACGUUCCGUUCUGAAGUGUACUUCUGUUCUUUCGUUUCUCAGCACCUACACUACAUGUGUUUGUAUCUUCAGUCGUGCAUCGAUCAUCCUUCUUUCCCUUUUUUAAUAAAUUCCAUUGGAUCUACC
Messenger RNA from Oldenlandia corymbosa var. corymbosa, 817 nucleotides. The record is from the annotation of a GenBank genome assembly. Lineage: Eukaryota; Viridiplantae; Streptophyta; Magnoliopsida; Gentianales; Rubiaceae.